Messenger RNA from Larimichthys crocea (large yellow croaker), 736 nucleotides. Its product is annotated as ladderlectin-like. NCBI's taxonomy places the organism in Eukaryota, Metazoa, Chordata, Actinopteri, Sciaenidae. The record is from RefSeq and is a predicted model, not a curated record. The transcript has 9 exons. The coding region runs from base 129 to 713 and encodes 194 amino acids.
UGUAUAUAAAGAGCAGGACAGCCUCCUCAUCAUCACUGCAUCACUCACCUCAUACCUGAACAUCAGCUCACAUUUACCUGACAGACAUUCAGACUUCAUCUUCCUUCAUCCUCCUCAUCAUCUUCAUCAUGAAGGCUCUCCUGCUCCUCUCUGUUUUGCUCAGCAGCGUUCUUGCUAUCACAGCUGCAGCAGUGGAAGCUGUUGAAGCUGCACCACAGGAGCUGCACGAGGACAACCAGUUGGGACAAAAUGAAGUUGGAGUUUUUGUUCAUGAAGAGGAAGAGCCUGACAUGUUAUCUGCUGGAGAGGUGGCUUCAUCAGCUCAAGGUCGUUUCUUCACAUGUCCCUCUGGUUGGGUGAGAUACAAGAGCGGCUGCUAUCUGUACGUGAGCUCCGGCAGAUCCUGGAGCAGUGCUGCGGCCUACUGUGCCAGUCUGGGAGCCUCCUUGGCUUCUGUCCAUGAUGUGUUUGAUUACACUUUCCUCCAGGAUCUUACCAAGAGAGCAGGAAGCUCCUACGCCUGGAUGGGAGGAUUCUACUUUCAGGGCUGGAGGUGGGUGGAUCAGAGCUCCUUCAGCUACAGCUACUGGAGCUCACAGUCCUCUGCCAGCAGCUAUCCGUGCAUCUACCUUAAUGCCAGAGCGGGCUGGUCCAAUCAUGGCUGCAGUACUACAUGGCCAUCCAUCUGCAUGAGGAGAGCUGAUAGCUGCUAAACCUGACACCAGGAUACAGCUGU